GAAGUAUCUGGUUUUGAAUCUUACAGGACGCGACAACGUACACUGUAGAAAUGGCGAAAAUCGAAUGUUCACGUAUAUUCUGGAAGCAAUGGUUUCGAAGUAAUCUGCUUCCUGAUGCUGACGCUAGUUGGCGUCUUGGUUGGAUUCAUUCUCAUACCAAUUAUCAAGCCCCUCAAUCCAUCAGACGAUGUCGUUAUGUGGAUUGGUCUGCCGGGAGAGCUGUUUAUGAGAGGGCUAUAUUGCAUGGUGAUCCCAGUGCUAACGGCAAGUGUCAUAACAGCCACUGCGUCUGUCGACCCGAAAACCAAUGGUAAAAUGAGUGGCUAUAGUAUUGUGUAUAUGGUAACCAUGGUGUUCUUUGGCGUAGUGGUUGGCACUGUGUUGACGAUCUCAAUAAAACCCGGUAGAAUUGCUAUCGGUAAUGACGAUGAUGAUUUCACGGCGGCACAUUACGAGACACAGGACGUUAUCGCCGACUUACUAAGAAAUCUGAUUCCAGAUAACCUCGUGAAAGCCUGCAUUAAAACGGUUUACACUGAUUACGUGUUUGAAGAGAUUCCCACGGACAAUCAGACCAACAUGACGGGUAACAGUACGUACAGCGUGGAGCUGACCACUACAUCGGAUGGCGGCAAUUCUACGACAUCUACUAGUUCACCAGCCAGUCAACCGGAAUUCCGCGUCGAGUCGAAAUCGCUAGCAUACGGUGACGGGACAAACUUACUGGGGUUGUUGGUUUUCUCCGCUGUAUUCGGUAUAACAAUGUGUUUCGAGAGGGCGCUCACACUACCAAUGUAUAACUUCAUGGUGGCACUGCGACUGAUCUCAAUCAGAAUUCUGUCUGCAUAUAUAUGGUUGUUGCCGAUUGGUACAGCGAGUCUGAUAUGCAAAUCGAUGCUGAAAGUCGACAAUAUCAUCGCUGUGUGGAAAUCACUGGGGUUGUUCUCUGCUGACGUCAUUGUUGGUCUCGGUAUCCAUGGCUUGAUUACGUUACCUCUGACGUACUUCAUAGUAACGCGAAAGAACCCUUACUUGUACAUGUUGCGAUCGUUGAGGGCGAUCGUCAUGGCGUCGAUUACUAAGACAAAUACCGCUAAUAUGCCCGAAAUAUUCCAGUGCUGUAUUGUAAAUAACAAAGUGAAUAAGAAAGUUGUAAACUACGUUGUGUCCAUGAUGGUUGCUAUGAAGAGCGAUGGGUCAGCGGUGUUCAUUAUCAGUGGUUCCCUGUAUCUAGCACAGACAUCUGGUAUGGCCUUGAAUGCAGGCCAUAUAAUAACCAUGGCAAUUGUUGCCUGGGUGAUGGGUUUAUGUUUACCCGCAGUUCCGAGUGCCAGUCUCGUUUCCAUAGUAACAGUUUGUAGUUCCGUUGGCGUCCCGACGGAUAAUAUUGGUCUGUUGGUUUCCAUGGAGUGGCUACUCGACGCACUUCGCACAUCCGUCAAUUGCAUUAGUCACUGCCAAGCAGCAGGAUUGGUCGAAUCUUUAUUGGGAGAUGACGUCACCAACGAACCGAUUAAAAAUGAAGAGGAUGUCACAAACAAGAACAAGACAAUUAAGAAUGGAGCCAAUGACCAGACACACUCAAAUGAAGAAUUGAGUACAUUCAUAUGAAAUGGUCUUACUCAUGACAUUCGGUGGAAUUGUGAAUAUUCUAAUAAUUAGGACAGAUUAUUGAUUUCAUUUUGAGGCCCAAUCUUCAUUUGAUGUCCUCAGUUCUAGACCCCGGAAGUAAUUUAUUUCAUUGCCGCUAGGAGGAAAGAAAUAACACUCGCACAACUGGCAAUGACGAGUCGACCAAGUUUUAAUUUCAAUUAAUAAACUAAUAGUCUAGCACGUUGAAAGUACCGUCGUGAUGGUAGUCACUGAGGUUCCAAGUCGCUUAUAAACAUAUAUAACAUAUUACGAAGACAAUAAAAUAAAAAUAAAGAUGA
This is a messenger RNA of Saccoglossus kowalevskii, 1931 nucleotides long. RefSeq names its product excitatory amino acid transporter 1-like. The record is from RefSeq and is a predicted model, not a curated record. Gene Ontology annotation, cellular component: plasma membrane. Lineage: Eukaryota; Metazoa; Hemichordata; Enteropneusta; Harrimaniidae. Gene Ontology annotation, biological process: L-glutamate transmembrane transport. Gene Ontology annotation, molecular function: neutral L-amino acid transmembrane transporter activity; glutamate:sodium symporter activity; L-glutamate transmembrane transporter activity.